CAUACUUCCAUCCAGAGCAGUUCCAUUCAUACCUGGCUGCAGCAAUGGAGCUCCUGGGAACCCUUUUGCUGCUACUCUGUAUCUCUUGCUUCAUUGUCCUUGCAGUCCAGAGCAGAAAGCCUGGAAAUGGACACCUACCCCCUGGCCCCUUUCCUUUGCCCAUCCUUGGGAAUGUUGUGCAGUUGACAGCCAAGAACUUGCCAAGGAAAUUUCAUGAGCUCAGUGAGAAGUAUGGCCCUGUGUUUACAAUGUACUUUGGAGCAGAACGUGUUGUGGUGCUACAUGGCUAUGAUGCAAUAAAAGAAGCCCUGAUUGACCGUGGAGAUGAAUUUGCAGCCCGAGGAAGACUGCCAAUAAGCGAUGAUGUCAUAAAAGGGCUGGGAAUUAUAUUCAGCAAUGGAGAGAGAUGGAAGCAGCUCCGGCGUUUUGCCCUCACGACUCUGCGAGACUUUGGGAUGGGAAAGAAAAGCCUUGAGGAAAGGAUCCAGAAUGAAGCCCAAUGCCUGCAGGAAGCAUUGAAGGAAACUCAGGGAAAGCCCAUUGAUCCAACGUACCUGCUCAGCAGUGCUUUAAGUAAUGCCAUCUGCUCCAUUGUCUUUCGGAACCGAUACGAGUACAAUGACAAGGACUUUCUGGCUCUUACUGCCUCAAUGAAUGACAACUUCCAUGUUCUAAGCUCUUUGCAGGGACAGCUCUACAAUAGCUUCCCCUCUCUCAUGGCUGCCAUCCCGGGGCCUCAUCACAGAGUGCAAAAGAAUGUGCAAAGGUUGAAAGAUUUUGUCCUGGAGCAGAUUAAAGCGCAUAAAGCUACUCUGGAUCCAUCCGCACCUCAGGAUUUUAUUGACAGCUUCUACAUUAAGAUGGACCGGGAGAAAGACAAUGGUGCGUCAGAGUUCGACCACGAUAAUUUGGUGAAUGCCACAGUUGACUUGUUUGCAGCAGGAACAGAGACAACCAGCACCACCCUAAGAUAUGGGCUCAUGAUUCUUCUGAAACACCCAGAGAUAGAAGAGAAAGUGCAAGAAGAGAUCGAUCGUGUAAUUGGCCGAGCACGGAGUCCUUGCAUGGCUGAUCGCGGAAAGAUGCCUUACACGGAUGCUGUCCUUCAUGAAAUCCAGAGGUUCAUCUCCCUUAUCCCAUUGUCUCUUCCCCAUGCAGUGGAAAGGGACACCCCCUUCAGACAGUAUAUCAUUCCCAAGGGCACCACCAUCUAUCCAGUUUUGCAAUCUGUGCUGUAUGACAGCAAAGAAUUUCCAAAUCCAGAAAAAUUUGACCCACAGCAUUUCUUGCAUGAAGAUGGCACCUUCCGGAAGAGCAACUACUUCAUGCCCUUCUCAGCAGGUAAGCGGAUCUGCAUCGGGGAAGGCCUCGCCCGCAUGCAGCUCUUCUUGUUCUUGAGCACCAUAUUGCAGAACUUUUCGCUGAAGCCCCUCGGCCACCGCAAAGACAUUGACCUCACACCCAAGCUGAGCACUUUCGGCAACAUACCUCAGUCCUUCCAGCUGCGCUUCAUCCCACGCUGAAAAAGGAGCACACCUGGCAAUUGUGCCAUCUCAGGACGGCACAUAGGAAGCACCCAACCUGGCAGAGAUGGCAGCCUGGAAUGCUUUAUGUUGAUGAAGUUGGUUUCUAGUUUGCUCUGGAAGGGGAUCCCAACCAUAAAGGGCAACUGGUCUUUUCUGCCUGUUUUUAAUUGAAUGAAAGUAUCAAAUUGGACAGCCAUCUUAGUGGGAUGGUGUAAAUUGGUGUCCAGCAACAGUAGGGGGUUGGAUAGCCUUCAUGGUCCCUUCCAACUCUACCAUUCAAUGAUUCUAUUAAAUGUUUUCAUUCAGAGCUUGGGCCAAUGUCCCCUCCUUCCCGUAUUCUACUCCCAGAAGACUCAGCUCUGUUCAUUCAUUAUUUAAACUGCCUUUUCCUGAACACAAAUGCCAGAUUCCAAUGGAAAGAAGAAUCAUAUCUGAUGAGCUAUCUCCUGAGAAGGAAACAGAUCCAUUUUAAAAAAGAAACAUGUGCAAUUGGCUAAUUAAAGUUUUGGAGAGGGGUUA
Molecule: messenger RNA, 2045 nt
Organism: Varanus komodoensis (Komodo dragon)
Lineage: Eukaryota; Metazoa; Chordata; Lepidosauria; Squamata; Varanidae
Product: cytochrome P450 2H2-like
Exons: 9
Coding region: 45-1523 (492 amino acids)
Biological process (GO): xenobiotic metabolic process
Cellular component (GO): cytoplasm; intracellular membrane-bounded organelle
Molecular function (GO): heme binding; oxidoreductase activity, acting on paired donors, with incorporation or reduction of molecular oxygen, reduced flavin or flavoprotein as one donor, and incorporation of one atom of oxygen; iron ion binding
Source: RefSeq, a predicted model, not a curated record